AUGGCGGUGCCAAUGCUGCUGCCGGUGCCGGUACCGGUGGCACUGCUGGUGCCAGCGCCAGUACCCGCGGCUGUGCCGGAGCCACGCCGGUGCCAGCGGGCCGUGGCAGUGACAGUGCCGGUGGCAGAGCCGCGGCCGGUGCCGGUGCGGGUGCUGGUGGCGGUGCCGGUGGCGGUACCGGGGCCGCGCCGGUGGCGGAGCCGCUCCCGGUCCCGGAGGAGGCGGAUGCGAUUCCCCGGCUGCCCGUGGCUGCUCGGCGGGGCGGCGGGGCCCGGCCCGUGCGCAGGCACCCAGCGGCCCCGGCCCCGCUCCCGGCCCCGGCCCCGGCCCGGCCCCGCUCCGCGCUCGCCGCCGCCGCCGCCCGGCCCCAACCGCAGCCCCAGCCCCGGCCGCGGCCGCCGGGGCCCGGCCCAGCUCCGCGGGGCCAUGGCCGAGUGGGCGCCCGCCCAGGUGCAGGAGUGGAACAUGGAGGCCCCUCACCUGAUGCCGCUGCAGCCGCCGCUGCUGCCGGAGCGGGCACACGUGCGGGAGGCGCAGCUCCACUCCGCCGAGGCCUCGCUCUGGACCGUGGUGGCCACGGUGCAGGCCAUGGAGAGGAAGAUCGACCUCCUGGCCACCCGCCUGCUCAGCCUGGAGGGCCGCUCUGGCACGGCCGAGAAGAAGCUCCUGGACUGCGAGAAGACAGCCAUGGAAUUUGGGAACCAGCUGGAGAGCAAGUGGGCUGUGCUGGGCACGCUCAUCCAGGAGUACGGGCUGCUCCAGCGGCGCCUGGAGAAUGUGGAGAAUCUCCUCAAGAACAGGAACUUCUGGGUGCUGCGGCUGCCUCCCGGCCCCCGCGGCGAGGUCCCCAAGGUGCCAGUGACAUUUGUUGACAUCGCCGUCUACUUCUCAGCGGAGGAGUGGAAGAACCUGGAGGAGUGGCAGAAAGAGCUGUACAACAACCUGGUGAAGGAGAACUACGAGGCUUUGCUGUCCCUGGAUGGGGCUCUCUCCAGAAGCGAGGCACAGCCCCGCAGCGAGCGCGGGGACGGGCCCUGUGUCCCUGAGCAGCGGGAGCUGGAGCAGAGGGAGCUGCCGCCGGACGCCUGCGCGGAGUCGCUGAUCUCCACCUCCGACAUCCUGUCCCGGAUCAAGCAGGAGGUGGCUUUUGUGGGGGAGCAGCAGUUCCCUGAGGAGCGGGGGAUGCCACCAGACCCCUGUGCAGGCGCGGACGCCCUGAUCACCGCGCACGACUUCUUGUCGUGGAUCAAGCAGGAGGAAGAGCCCUGUGUCCGGGAGCCCUGGGAGAUGCCCCGAGAGGGAGAUGCUGCCCCGGGCCCUGGUCUGGUGAGCGACCCCCCACCAUGGGGCUGGGGUGGGGGGGGGACAUCCCCUGUCCCCGGUAGGCCUGACCCAGUCUCUCUGUCCCCUGCAGCCAGCGAGGGGCUGCUGGUGAAGACGGAGGCGUGCCCGCACGCCGAGCCCCCGGAGGAGGGGUUGCCGGGCAGCUCGGGGGAGCUGCUCUUCCCCGCCACGGGGCUUCGGGAACCCCCGAGGGGACAGGCGGCCGGUGCCCAGCGGCGGUUGGCUCUGCCGGCGCAGCACAGACUGGGCAAAGCUCCGGGCCCCCGAGCCGGGCCCGGGCGCCGACCGGGAGCGUCCCCCGCGGCGCCGCCGGGCCCCGCCGAGGAGCGGCCGCACGGGUGCGCCGAGUGCGGGAAGAGCUUCAGCGGCAAGAAGAGCCUGCGGAUCCACCAGCGCGGCCACGCUGCAGAGCGGCCCUACCCGUGCGCCGAGUGGGGCAAGAGCUUCAAUUGCCACUCGGGGCUGGUGCGGCACCAGAUGAUCCAUCGCGGCGAGCGGCCCCUACAAGUGCUCCCUGAGUGCGGCAAGUGCUACAGCCGCAAGGAACACCUGCAGAACCACCAGCGGCUGCACACCGGCGAGCGCCCCUUCGCCUGCGCCCAGUGCGGAAAGAGCUUCAUCCGCAAGCAGAACCUGCUCAAGCACCAGCGCAUCCACACCGGGGAGCGCCCGUACCAGUGCCCCGCCUGCGGCCGCAGCUUCCGCUACAAGGAAUCGCUCAAGGAACACCAGCGGGUGCACAGCGCCGAGGCGGGGCCGCCGCCGCCGCCCCCGCCCGGGAUCCUGCCCCCCGGGGACUAG
Messenger RNA from Catharus ustulatus (Swainson's thrush), 2145 nucleotides. RefSeq names its product zinc finger protein 282-like. NCBI's taxonomy places the organism in Eukaryota, Metazoa, Chordata, Aves, Passeriformes, Turdidae. Gene Ontology annotation, biological process: regulation of DNA-templated transcription. The record is from RefSeq and is a predicted model, not a curated record.